AUGAAACCAGCAUUGUGUCUGGUGGCUAUGGGGGCUCUGGUGAUGGACUCAUCCCCACAGUGCACAAAACAGCUGUUAUCAGAGCGAUUUGGCCGAGGCUCCCGGACUGUGGACCUGGAGCUAGAACUGCAGAUUGAGUUGCUGCGUGAGACGAAGCGCAAGUAUGAAAGUGUCCUGCAGCUGGGCCGGGCAUUGACAGCCCACCUCUACAGCCUGCUGCAGACCCAGCAUGCACUAGGUGAUGCCUUUGCUGACCUCAGCCAGAAGUCCCCAGAGCUUCAGGAAGAAUUUGGCUACAAUGCAGAGACCCAGAAAUUGCUAUGCAAGAAUGGGGAGACGCUUCUAGGGGCUGUGAACUUCUUUGUCUCUAGUAUCAACACACUGGUUACCAAGACCAUGGAAGACACACUCAUGACUGUCAAACAGUAUGAGGCUGCCAGGCUGGAAUAUGAUGCCUACCGAACAGACUUAGAGGAGCUGAGUCUAGGUCCCCGGGAUGCAGGGACGCGAGGUCGACUUGAGAGCGCCCAGGCUACGUUCCAAGCCCAUCGGGACAAGUAUGAGAAGCUGCGGGGAGAUGUGGCCAUCAAGCUCAAGUUCCUGGAAGAAAACAAGAUCAAGGUGAUGCACAAGCAGCUGCUGCUCUUCCACAAUGCUGUGUCCGCCUAUUUUGCUGGGAACCAGAAACAACUGGAGCAGACCCUGCAGCAGUUCAACAUCAAGCUGCGGCCUCCAGGAGCUGAAAAGCCUUCCUGGCUAGAGGAGCAGUGAGCUGCUCCCAGCCCAACUUGGCUAUCAAGAAGGACACUGGGGAGGGCAGCCCCAGGGUGGAUUGGACAUGGGACAUCCCUUGCCAUUUACCUUCUGGUUUGGGCUUCCUUUCCCUGUUGGAGUCUAACACCAGUUUUGCCCAUCCUGCCGUGGUGUGAAGAGGGCUUGUAGGCCCAGAAGUUGCUGCCCUGUCCUUUAUCUUCCUGGCCACUGGGCUUUACUCCCAGGUCUUUUCCUUCCACUCCACAGCCAAAGGCUAUGAAAAAACCACUCCCUGGCCAAUGGCAUCACUCCUCUGGCCUAGCCCCAGUUCCUGGGGUGUGUCCCCUGACCAAUGACAGGGUCUCAAAAGGCCUUGUCAGCCAAUGGCAGCUCUUCUUGGGCUCCCCUGGCCAAUGAUGUUGCGUCCAAUACCCUUUCUUCCUCUGUGCCCAUUGGAGAGAAGGGGACUGGGACCAAAGGGGUGGGGAUACUGGGGAGCCCAUUUCUGACCCUGCAUCUAAAUGGGUUUUCGCUUGCCCACCCACACACCCAGUUUAAUUGUGCUUAGAGCCCAGGAAGACUGGGAUCUAGCACUGGGAAUAAACCUUUCAUAAAAGCAGGCCCAGUGAGGUCAGUUUGUGGGGGAAUGUAGGAGGGUGGGCUGGGUAGAGCAAUGCUCAGUCCAAUCAUGCAUUCAAAUCCUUUGAAGUCAAAAGAACUGGGAUAGAUAGCUGAAAUGACAGGUUUCAGAAAUAGUCUGAAGGCCUGAUUUCCUCAUUCAAUCACAGUUGGAGCCAAAACUUUAUUUGCCCUCCAGGUCAGCACCAAGAUAGCUAUAGAUCUUAAGAGCAUAGGGUCCAGAGGGGGUUGGGUUGUCAACCUUCACGAUGCAUUCAAUCAUACACCAAAUAUUUACUGAGUGCUUUUGUUUGCCAGGCAGUGUGUUAGACCCUGGGGAAACAUAAGUGAAUAAAACACAUGGUCCCUGCCCACAGUGCUUAAAGGCCUAGUGGGGGAUAGAGACAAGUAACCAGGCAACUACAAUACAGUGAUUGUACAAAAGUACAGGGUGCUAUGGGAAUACAAACAAACUAGCAUCUGGCCUAGACAGAGGUAGAAAUGGUGAUGUCAGCUUGAAAGCUGAGACCUAAAAAGUGAAUAGAUGAUAGCAGAAAGGCCAGGAAGAAGACUGAGUAGUUCAGUUGGGAAUGAAGGGGUCAUGGCAAGAGAAAGAUUUCAAGCUAGGUAAGGACUUUGGCCUUUGGAGAAAGCAAGCUGUGAAACUUUUUAAUCAGAGGCUUGACAGCAUGGGAGAACACAGGUUGAGAAAAUUGUCAGGAGUUUAAAUUAUUCCUUCAUCUUGGGUAGUUAGUGGCCCUUGCCUUAAACUCCAAGCAUGAACCGUCUGUGAAUCUCCAUUGCAAGCACUGGAGUACCCUGUGCUGGUUGCUGGAACUUGAGUGAAAUUGAGGCAGUUCCCAUGGCUUCUGCUGCAUCCAGCUGUUGAGCCAAAAUCCAGUCCUAUGUGAGAAGUCACAAGGAAACUCCCCAGCAGCAGAGAUGUCAUCACCUCUAUUGCCCCUUGGCCAAAGGCAGCUCCAGAUUUUUCAACAUUUUCCCCUCCCACCUCUGGAAGGCUACAGGAAGGAGACACUCCAUUCAGCUGAUUCCCAAUAACACUGGGAUCCGCACAGCCUGACUACUCUUUGUCAAUGAUACUGUAAUUCCCAGGCAGGCUUUCUGAGCUUUGGAUAGCCUGUUGUCAUCUGACCAGAACUUGGUUAUUUGUGGGAGGGGGUGCUGUGCUCAUAUAAGCCCCCACUUUAUGGACCACUGAAGAUUUUUCAAAAUAAGGACACUCCAAAUGACUGGAGGCAGGGCCCAAACCUGGUUCCACUACUUUCUGAGUGAUCAGUGUUAACACCUGCGGGACUAGAACCUUGUUUCUUCCUAUG
Messenger RNA from Castor canadensis (American beaver), 2708 nucleotides. NCBI's taxonomy places the organism in Eukaryota, Metazoa, Chordata, Mammalia, Rodentia, Castoridae. The record is from RefSeq and is a predicted model, not a curated record.